Molecule: messenger RNA, 1936 nt
Organism: Myodes glareolus (Bank vole)
Lineage: Eukaryota; Metazoa; Chordata; Mammalia; Rodentia; Cricetidae
Source: RefSeq, a predicted model, not a curated record
UUUCAAAUUCACUACUCCCCUUCCAACAUCCUAUUCCAAGUGGGCGUGUUAUCAUAUCGUGGAUGCGUGCAGCCCAAGGAGUCGGAAAAUUCAGAUCCGAAAUAUUCCACCUCAGCUCCGAUGGGAAGUGCUGGACAGCCUGCUGGCCCAGUACGGUACGGUGGAGAACUGUGAACAAGUGAACACAGAAAGUGAAACGGCAGUGGUCAACGUCACCUACUCCAACCGGGAGCAGACCAGGCAAGCCAUUAUGAAACUAAACGGCCAUCAACUGGAGAACCAUGCCCUGAAAGUCUCAUACAUACCUGAUGAGCAGAUAGCACAGGGUCCUGAGAAUGGACGCCGUGGAGGCUUUGGCUCUCGGGGCCAACCCCGGCAAGGAUCACCUGUGGCAGCAGGCGCUCCAGCCAAGCAGCAGCAAGUAGACAUCCCCCUCCGACUCUUGGUGCCCACGCAGUACGUAGGCGCUAUCAUUGGCAAGGAGGGCGCCACCAUCCGUAACAUCACAAAACAGACUCAAUCCAAGAUAGACGUGCAUAGGAAGGAGAAUGCGGGGGCUGCCGAAAAGGCCAUCAGUGUGCAUUCCACCCCUGAAGGCUGCUCCUCGGCCUGUAAGAUGAUCCUGGAGAUAAUGCACAAGGAGGCAAAGGACACCAAAACGGCAGAUGAGGUUCCCCUGAAGAUCCUGGCCCAUAAUAACUUUGUGGGGCGACUCAUUGGCAAGGAAGGCAGGAACUUGAAGAAGGUCGAGCAGGACACAGAAACAAAGAUCACCAUCUCAUCGCUCCAGGAUCUCACUCUGUAUAACCCUGAGAGGACCAUCACUGUGAAGGGUGCCAUUGAGAACUGCUGCAGGGCUGAGCAAGAGAUCAUGAAGAAAGUUCGAGAGGCCUACGAGAACGAUGUAGCGGCCAUGAGUUUGCAGUCCCACCUCAUCCCUGGUCUCAACCUGGCUGCUGUAGGUCUCUUCCCAGCCUCGUCUAGUGCCGUCCCACCACCUCCCAGCAGCGUCACUGGGACUGCUCCCUAUAGCUCCUUCAUGCAGGCUCCCGAGCAGGAGAUGGUACAGGUGUUCAUCCCCGCCCAGGCUGUGGGUGCCAUCAUCGGCAAGAAGGGACAGCACAUCAAACAGCUCUCGCGGUUCGCCAGUGCCUCCAUUAAGAUUGCUCCACCGGAAACACCUGACUCCAAAGUUCGAAUGGUUAUCAUCACUGGACCCCCAGAGGCUCAAUUCAAGGCUCAGGGAAGAAUCUAUGGGAAACUAAAAGAAGAGAAUUUCUUUGGUCCCAAGGAAGAGGUAAAGCUGGAGACCCACAUACGGGUGCCAGCUUCAGCAGCUGGCCGGGUCAUCGGCAAAGGCGGCAAAACGGUGAAUGAGCUGCAGAACCUGACUGCUGCCGAAGUGGUAGUGCCAAGAGACCAGACCCCGGAUGAGAACGACCAAGUCAUUGUUAAGAUCAUUGGGCACUUCUAUGCCAGCCAGAUGGCGCAGCGAAAGAUCCGAGACAUCCUGGCUCAGGUUAAGCAACAGCACCAGAAGGGACAGAACAGCCAGGCCCAGGCACGGAGGAAGUGACCGCCUGCCCUUUCCUGUUCCGUUGGCUCCAGAUCAGCAGGCAGAACGCGGAACUGGAGUGUGGAGGGCCAGUGCACUCUCCCAGCAGGCCUGAGAAUGAGUGGGAAUCAGGGGCUUGGGGCCUGGCUGGAGAUCAGGUUUGCCCACUGUCUUGAGAAAAAUGUUCCAGUGAGGAAUCCUGAUCUCUCGCCCCCAAUUCAGCCAGGUGGCCACCAAGGCCUACCCCUUGGAGUGUCACCAUUGCAAUUGUGGCUUGGGUUGCUUUUAAACGUGGAUUGUCUUGAGGAAAGUCUCCAGUCUCCCUCAGGAAGAUGGGUCAGCUCCCCGUGGGGAAGAGAAAUAAAAUUUCCUUCAGGUUUU